Messenger RNA from Frankliniella occidentalis (western flower thrips), 4180 nucleotides. RefSeq names its product ubiquitin carboxyl-terminal hydrolase 36-like. Gene Ontology annotation, biological process: protein deubiquitination. Lineage: Eukaryota; Metazoa; Arthropoda; Insecta; Thysanoptera; Thripidae. Bases 1365 to 4028 code for a protein of 887 amino acids. Gene Ontology annotation, molecular function: cysteine-type deubiquitinase activity; cysteine-type endopeptidase activity. Gene Ontology annotation, cellular component: cytosol; nucleus. The transcript is spliced from 14 exons. The record is from RefSeq and is a predicted model, not a curated record.
CAGUGGCGUAGCUGCGCGGCUCGGCCGAGCACGGCGCCGCCCCUCCUCCACAAUUGGUACGCUACGGUCUGGUCAGGGGUGGAUGAACAGCUCUCCCGCAUUAUCAGAGAGGUCAGCGCGAGGCGCGGGCCGCGGGCCGUCGUCGGGCGCGACAUGUACAGCUCCUCAGUCAUCAACAAGUGGCCGUCAGCGCAGCUCAGACCGCCCGGCCCGGGCCACUGGAGCACGAUAGCACGAGCUGGUCCCCGACGGCCUCCCGCCCACGCCACGCCUACGCCAUGCGAGGCGGCUUGCUGCAGGUCGACCCGCACACGUGACACUCGGGCCGGAAGGGCCCCGCCGGCCCCGCCAUGCCCGUCGCCGAGAUGGUGCCCCGGAUGGCGAGGGGCUUCCACUGCAGCCUGUCCCUGCGGGCGUGCACCAUCACACUCGCGAGCAUCCAGCUGACCGUGUCUUUGAUCAGCCUCAUCAGUACGCUGAUACUCGAGGUCGCCACGAUGCGUGAUCCCCAAGAUGCCCUUCGCGACGACUUUGACUACAACAACUACGACGUCGAGAGUGGUUACGAGGAGCUGGAACUAACAACAAGUGCUCCCGAGCCAAAGAUGUCCGUAUCCGACGUCACAGGGGAGUCUAUCUACCCCAGGAUCAUCUACAUUAGCUUUGUUUUCGAAAGCGUGAACUUGAUUCUUUGCUUGCUCGACGUCGUAUUGAGCUGCACCCUAAUCGCAGGGGCGGCGAGGAGACGGGCCUCCCUUAUUCGCCCAUGGCUUUUCCUUGGGGCAGCCUUUCUCAUCUACGACAUUCUUUACUUCGUGGUUACCACGGCCGAGGGUCUUCACUUCAUGUACCGGUUUUCAGAGCUGCUACACAUUCCGUUGGCGGCUUACCUGUGGGUCGUGGCUUGGAGCUUGUACCUGGACUGCAACGAGGAGGCCAGGAGGAGCGCCUCCUCGCCCGUCUGCAUGUCCGCCCUGGUGGAGGACGGCGAAGAGGACGUCGAUCAGUGUUCCGUGCCGUACGCCACUCUUGGGAAACCAAAUUAAGACUUUUGUAAAACAGAACUUAAGUAAUAAAAAGAUGUAGAUAUAAUGGUUAUCAGUGCAUAACAUACACACUGCUAGUCAUAGCGAAAUAUAUUAUUCUUCCUGACGGGGUCACAAGGGCUGCCACACACACUUUACACAGACAUACACCACGCGCCGUGCGGGGGCGCGAGACCCCGAGACCAGCGAGACCGGCUAGUGCCGCCAUCUAACGGACUGACGGUGGAGGAGGCGGGAGGCGGGCAGUGUUGUGCGACAGAACUGUAACCUCAGCACCAGUGAUUUUCUGGGUAUUUAAAUCAAGACGAGGACAACGUCAUGUCUGCCCAGCCACGUCCGCUCGUCGGGUUCGCAAACCUGGGAAACACUUGUUUUGUGAACUCGGCCUUGCAGGUUUUGUUCAGUUCGAAAAUUAUUCUGGCGCGUAUAGCGUCUCAUGUAGCGCCUGGCUUUCACAAGAACUGCGUGGCUUGCGCCGUGGCGGUGGACUAUCUGCGCGCUCUCCAGCGGGUAGGUUCGGAUGAUGAAGUGUCACCGGACCAGACCCUCGGCCAGCUGCAAAGGCUUAUGCCCGGUGUGGUGCCUGGCACCCAGCAGGACAGCCACGCGUUUCUGCUGAGUUUGCUGAACACUAUUAAUAACGAGCUGGCCGAGCACCUCAUAGAAAUGGGGGAGUAUGUGUUCAUAACCGAGUGCAACAGCUGCAAAGCCUACUCAGAAAAUCCGAACCCAUGUUGGAACAUUCCCGUUCCUGUGAUGGAAUCGAUAGAUGCGGCGCUCGAUGCGUACUUCACUCCAGAGUGCGUGAGUGGUGAGGAAAACAAAAUCCAAUGCAGAGCGUGUGGUGUGAGGUCGACCGUUACCAGGUCACAAAAGGUUAAGAUCCCACCCGAAAUUCUUAUUGUCCAACUAGCAAGGUUCCAGUUCAAGGAGGGGCGCCUGCAGCGCGUGGAUGGCCUGACGCUCAUCCCGAUGGAGCUGAACCUAUCCCAGUACCGGGGGACACUCACACCGCCGCGCCCCGAGGACAAGAUGCGGUGCGUCGGCAUGGUGAUUCAUACGGGGCACAGCCUCCAGCACGGACACUACCGCGCCAUCACCGUCACUGGAAAGGACAACUUCCACCUCUUUGAUGACCGUGUGGUCAGAGCAAUGCAAGCAAUUGGUGCAUACGAGAGGGAUGAUGUGUACUUCGUUGUCUAUGAAAGGUCAACUAAACCGCCCCACCGACAGCAACCACUGGCAUUCCCAACGCCAGCGGUUAAGAACUACCCCACGGAUACGGCAUCCCCGGAAGACGUACUGCGCGCGGAUUCACCUCUAUCGGACCGGCGUCCCUGGCUGCAGGAUCUGGUACCGUCGCAAUCCGAGCAGUCCACCCCGGACACGACCAAGACGAUAGUCCCCCUCAAACCAACAAAGACAUACGAGAAGCCCAAGAAGACUCAAUCGUCGACCACAGCACAGACGCCCGCUCGCCCCUCGACAGAGCGCACCUCGUUCUCCUUCUCCAGAGAUGUUCUGAGAGAUGUGCCGGGUUGGGCCGGCAUCGAUGGUAGUGGAGUUGAAGGUCGUUGGCAGCCUCUCGCGGACGAGUCCCUGCCCCCGCAGCACCUGAGCAGCGGCAGCGAGACUCUAGGGUCAGCUCGACCGGACCCGCGACGGCAACCAGGGGCCUCCUCGCCACUAGCCGCAUCCACCCCUACAGCAACUGCAGGCGCAGGUCUAGCGAGGCGUCUCUUGCGACUUCCACCCCCAACUACAUCCACGCCGAUAAGGGCCGUUGACGAGACUGAAGCAUCUUCCGAAUCCGACACGACCGCGACAAAGACCAUUGUCCCCCUCAAACCAACAAAGACUUACGGGAAACCUAAGAGUGACUCGUCGUCUACUGCGCCCCGGAAGGCGCCCGCGGCCCCGUCGCUGUCCUCACCGUCCUCCACCAGCCAAAGAGUUCAAGGUCGUUGGCAAAUCCCUAGGGUGGACGAGUCCCUGGGCCCUCAGCACCUGAGCAGCGGCGGCGAGACACUUGUCCUUGCAUCCCCGCAGCAUGUCGAGGAUCCCCGUUCGGCUUCGGACGUGGUCGCCAGCGCCCUGCGUGCCUGCGGGGGAGGCCUCUCGCCCCUCGCGACUCCCAGCCCCCAGGGGCCCAAGCUCCCUCUGCUGCUGACUCCUAGCCCCAUCAAGAGCACGGACUUCACGGACCUGGAACCCAUGUGGACGUGGGCGACCCGCUCCGACCCCGGCGCCUCUGCGCUGCGCUCGACGUUCCGCCCUGUCCGCACCGACGGGGCCCUGGUGGGCCCGUGGUCGGACUCCUCCGAGGAAGAGCCGCGGGACCGCCUGCCCGCUCCCACAUCCUGUCACGAGCCGGUCCCCGUCCGGCACCUCAAGUGCACGGAGUGCUGGGCCAAGUUCCGUGACAAGAGGUCAUUGCAGCGACACCUACUGAGGCACUCUCUUGUCGGAUUGAGUGAUCGGCGGCUCUAUUCAUGCUGCUAUUGUGCUUCAUCGUUCCGUACUGUCGACCUACUGCAUCGACACUUAAGACUCCAUGUGGAUGACAGUGAUUUGCUGCAGUGUCCGAAGAAGUUUUGCAGUAUGCAGUGCCGUAAUCUCAAGAGGUUGCACCGCCAUCUGACUGCGCACCGCCUUGAAAAGAGGUUUUUCAACAUGCCACAACGCAAUCCAGAGAGGUUGACUUCCCCCAACACUCGAACGGAUCGAAACCAGCGUGAGGAGACGAAACCUAAGGCUAAGCAGUUAAGACACCAGUGCCGCUUAUGCAAACGGUGUUUUGAUGACUGCAAAACCCUCCGUCGACAUCAUAGAACAUUUGGAGAACGCGGAGAUCAAAAGGAAUGCCGCGCUUGCGAGCGGCGGCGCCAACGAAUUCAAAACUUGAACGACAAAAAGGAAAGAAUCGUACCUUGGGAAAACCACAAAAACUUCAUUCUCCGCACCAUUGGGCUUUGGUCGUAGUUCCAGUCGGAGAGUUUCAUUCAUUCCUUCAUUCGAAAAGGUCGUAUUUUUGCCGGCAAACUGGGCCAUGACGAGCUAUGGGCUGCAACCAAUCACGAAACGAGUUUCAGCCACGGAAGGUUAGCCAACCUAAUCUUUCACACAAGUUUUGU